Messenger RNA from Galleria mellonella (greater wax moth), 2320 nucleotides. RefSeq names its product zinc finger protein ZFP2. Gene Ontology annotation, biological process: regulation of transcription by RNA polymerase II. The coding region runs from base 5 to 1675 and encodes 556 amino acids. Gene Ontology annotation, cellular component: nucleus. The transcript has 10 exons. The record is from RefSeq and is a predicted model, not a curated record. NCBI's taxonomy places the organism in Eukaryota, Metazoa, Arthropoda, Insecta, Lepidoptera, Pyralidae. Gene Ontology annotation, molecular function: DNA-binding transcription activator activity, RNA polymerase II-specific; RNA polymerase II cis-regulatory region sequence-specific DNA binding.
AAAAAUGAUGUUUGAUCCACCAGAUUUUCCUUAUAAAGAAUUAACUGAUACUUUAAAACAACAUUAUGGACCAGAUGACUUAAUUUUUACAACUAAUGAUCCUCUAUCUGACAUGAACAAGGAUUUAGUUGCAGUAACAGAGCAAAUGAUUUCUAAUGUAGAAUAUCAACUUACUUUUCAUUCUAACGAUGUCGGGAGACACUUUAAUAUUGAAAGUACAUCUAAGAGCUUGAGUAAUGCAGAUACUUCUGAGCCAAAUACGCAAAUGUUUAUUGUACAAACAGAUAAUUUAUUAAAUUAUGAACCUACUUUAUUAGAUGAAAAUACAGUGAAUCAGUUCUUAUUACCAAUACAGAACGCAACGGAAAAUAAGGAUGCAGAAAAACCUCAAUCACAAGACUUGAACAAUACCGGACCCGAUCUUUUGGCUUUGCAUUCGUGUGUUAUUUGCCAUGAAAUAUUUACUUCGGAUUCUGAUCUUCUUGAUCAUACAAUAUCUUUUCAUGCUUCAGACACGGCAGAGAACGAAAAUCAAAACAAUUACACGUUAUUUGGUAAUAAUGAUGAAAUGGGAACACUUCCAGUUGAUGAAUCAGAAAAUAAUUCUUUAGACUUUGAGUCAGACUGGCUCGUGUGCUCAACAUGCGAACGUGUUUUAUCAACGGUGCUAGAAAUAGAACCUACUGAACAAUUAUGCUGCGUCAACAGUAAUGGAAAAGGCAAUGUAUCAUCAAGAAAAUUAUUAACCAUGUACGUUUGCGAAUUUUGCAACGGUUUAUUCGCUGACGGGGAGGCUUUAGACAGACAUAGACUCAAUUGUUUUAACGCUGAAGAACAGAAUUAUUAUUUGGAACAGUUGGUUGAAAGCGAUACACUAAAGGCGUCUCAGAAUUACAAUGCAGCAUUUUAUAACUGUGAAUAUUGUAGAAAAGAUUUUCCAUCAUCGGAAGAGUUGAAACUCCAUCAGGCGCAAUGUCAGAGGCCUAAUGUGACUAGAAAUAUACGACGCAUGUACUCCAACACUAAUAAUAACAAGAUGUGGAAUUGCGGAUCUUGCAACCAACUUUUUGCGACGGCUCGAGAACUAUACCGUCAUAAACGUGGGGAAGAUCGGUCACCGGGAGCGCCGCUCAUGGCAUACGUUUGUGAAGAAUGUGACAAAGUUUUAGGAAGCAUGUGUGCUCUCCACACACACAAGAAAAUGCACAAAGUUUCAAAACCGGGAUAUCCGUGUCGUAUAUGUGGCCGUCGCUUUAAUCAAUCGGGUCAUCUCGCCAUUCAUAUGAGGAUGCACACGGGGGAGAGGCCUUAUCCAUGCGACCUAUGUCCAAAGGCAUUUAAAGUAAAGGUGGAGCGCGACGAUCAUCGCCGGACCCACACCGGGGAGCGGCCCUUCGCAUGCGCGGCGUGUCCGAAGACGUUCACGGCGGCCGCACGCUUGCGUGAACAUGCACGCAUUCAUACAGACCAAAGGCCGUACCGUUGUGAGAUUUGUGGCGCUGCGUUCCGAAGGCCCUACGCUCGUACUGUACACACCCUCAUCCAUACAGGAGAGAAACCUCAUGAGUGUGACGUCUGUGGAACCGCAUUCAGACGUUCUGGUGACAUGUGGAAACACAAGAGAACCCUUCAUGGGGUACAAGCAACGAAUGAUAUGCAGUAUAGAAAACCUUAAAAAGUAUAAUUCAAUAAUGAAACAAGCAAAUAGAAGACACUUAUAUUUCAUAUGAAAAGAUAUUAUUAUCAAUAUAUUAAGAGAUCUAAAUACUGAAUGGACUUCACAUACUAUAUAUCUGGUUUUAGGAUGAAAAUGGAAGUCUCCCUGAAGUUACAAAUCCGAUUGUUCAGAUCGGAAUGAUACUCAAUCGAUUUGCGCUGCAUCAAACUAUUAUCAGUCUAAACUAAUUUGUUUAAAGAAGGGCUACAGAAUAUCAAAUAGCACUUUAGUGGGACUAAGGACAUUUAUUGUGGAGAAUAAAAUAAAGAAUGAAUUUCCUUCAAAAAUGAAGGCUAAGUCAUCUAGUAUACUACAAGAAUAGUCUGCAUUAUUUUUUUACAAAUCCGAUUGGAACAAUUGUCAAUAUGAAAUUGACGAAUUACUUUAUAUGUAUAGGUACCGUAACAGCCUUAAAGUAAUUACCUACAUACAAAUCUUAUAACACUAUUUGUGGUUAAACUGUUUUUAAUCUCUAUUCAUUCUUAUUUUGAGUAGAUAGCUACCUGAAUAUUGAAUACCAUUAUUAUUCUUUAUUACUUUUGUAAUUUGAGCAGGGUGCUAAAUAUAUUGCAGGCAGUAAAAUUAAAGGAUACGGAGGCACAA